AUGGCCACGAACCAGACCCCCCCAGAAGCCGGAACACCGGGAGCUGCGGCGUUCAGGUCUAUGUUUACGCCACCGGUGUUUCAAGGCAAUCCGGAAGAUGACGUCAGCGACUGGCUGCUGUUCUACGAGCGGGCAGGGGAUUUCAACGGUUGGGACGGAACGCGCCGUGAGCAGUACCUGUGCGUUGCUCUUGAGGGAAAUGCUCGAAAAUGGUACUCCACGACACUGCGAGGGACCAACGCACCAACUACCUGGGAAACGUGGAAGGCAGCGCUCAAGGAGACCUUCGGGAACCGCAGCAUGCGGGAGUGGGCCCAUCUGCGGCUCAGCCAGCGGUUCCAGCUGCCGUCGGAGCUACCGGAAGAGUACUUCUACGAUGUACUCCAGCUCUGCGCUCGAGUCAACGAGGCCAUGACAGAGGAGGAAAAGCUCCGACAGCUGACCCGCGGCCUCAGGCCAGAAAUGCUGGAACGAGUCGUUCUGGCCAACCCGCAGACCACGGCCGACUUCCUCGGCACACUCCAGCGUCUGACCCAAGCAACCGAGAUGGCCAAACAUAAUAUGUGGGCUAUGCCGUCCCAUCCACUGCCGGGAUUUAACACUCGGCCGUCGCAACACGCGAGUCAGGAGGUACGAGCCAGCCAAGCUUUCUCGGACCCCCAAGGAGCAACGCCACAAGGGAUGACAGCACCGGGCUUCUACCAACAGCCGUCUGCGCCACCGCCUGAGGUUACGUCGUCGCCACAUCUGCAAUCGGAGGUGGGCAACUUCUUCAAAACUCUGACCGAAGUGCUUAGACCGCUCACCGAGUACAAUGCCAGAAGGCCCACAUUCCCCGCGCGCACGACACGCGCCGCCAACGGACAGCCUAUCUGCUUUAAAUGCGGAAGAGUCGGACAUAUCCAGAGGAGCUGCCCAAGACGCGACGUUCAGUCGGGAAACGGACCCGCCCGGGACUAA
Molecule: messenger RNA, 960 nt
Organism: Ixodes scapularis (black-legged tick)
Lineage: Eukaryota; Metazoa; Arthropoda; Arachnida; Ixodida; Ixodidae
Exons: 1
Coding region: 1-960 (319 amino acids)
Molecular function (GO): zinc ion binding; nucleic acid binding
Source: RefSeq, a predicted model, not a curated record